Paramecium octaurelia is the source of this 330-nucleotide messenger RNA. Lineage: Eukaryota; Ciliophora; Oligohymenophorea; Peniculida; Parameciidae. The record is from the annotation of a GenBank genome assembly.
AUGAACAAUGUACCAUUGCAAUUGAUUCUAAUCCAGAAAAUUAUAAAAACAAAAGGAGACCAAGAAGAGAUGAUACUACCAGAUUCUGAUUAAGAGGAUUAAUUUCAAACUCUAAUUAACAACAACGGAAAUGGAGAUAUUGAAUCAAGAUUACAAUUAAAAAUGAAACAACUUCGAUUCAGCAAUUAAAAUCAAAUCUAUUAUUUCACAUAGAAUCAAAAAUCCUCUCCAAAUCAGUCUCCUGCUCUCUCUCCAAGAUACGCUUCCAAUUCAAUCUAAUCUAUUCUCAAACCUAAGAGUUGUUCGAUUUUCGGAUAGACAAAGAAAUGA